GGAGGGGUCGGGAGCUAUCAAUAAAAGCAUUCUACUCCUGGAUUCAUUUACUUUGAAACCUCAGGGACAUAAACAACCCCUUUCUUUACACAUUGAGAACAAGAGAACAACAAAAACAGAGAUUUACGUGAUGCCUAUAGCUGGAUCCAUGUCCCACAUAAUACCCAAUCACAUUCUGAGGGUGGGUCAGAGUACCUGCCUGGACUCUGCUCGUGAGGUAGCUCUGGGGUGCAGUCCCAGCGCCAUGAUGGACCCCAACGGGAGUUGCAGUGAACAGGACGACCUGGACAUCUCCCUAGAUAACCUGAACCAGCUCAUUCUGGAACUGGACCCCACAUUUGAUCCCAUCUACUUCAACAAGAGGUCCCAGUCCAGCAGCCCCCACACAGAUGACUUCUCUCCAGAUGAAGACGUCUCCAGCUGUGUGGCCGGAGGCUGUUCUCCAAGGAACAUCUCCACCUCCGUCUCCCCCUCCUGCAGCAUUCCCAUCCCACUGUCCUCUGCUUCUGGCUCCAGGUGCAGCCCCCAAGGCUCCCUGGUGUUCUCUGAUGCCUCCUCUCGCCCCCCACUGCCGUGUGGAAGUGUCGUCCGCCGGCGGCUGCCCUCGACGCAGGGAGGCGAGGCGGGCACGUGUUCAUCCCCGGUUACCCUGCGCAUGUCACACUCUCACAGGAACAGUUCUGUCUCGAUGAUCUCCACGUCGCCCGGCUCAGAAACCAGUUACAUAAUGGGCAGCUAUCAGUCGUUGCUCAGUGACAGUGAAGGCGACAGCCCCGAGUCUCUCCUCCUCUACCGCGCGUCCAGCUCCUACAGCGACGUGUCCAGGUCCUCGACCAGGCCGUUCACCAACAAGCGUUCGCCGACCGGCCCAUCACCACUCGGCCACUUCCAGGGGAUCCACAGCAGCCCUGCCUCCCUGGCCGGUUCACUGACAGACAUCCCUGUGGUGUUGGUCAACGGAGCCCCAGAGCGGGAGCUCAGCCCCCAGUCACCUCCAGAGGCAAUGGUCCCAGACAUACAGAUCAAGCAGAGGCCCAGCUUCAGGCCAUCCUCGCCAUCUCCCUCUCACUCUUUGCAAGGCCAUUUCCAAGGCAACCAGCACUCCAUGAAGUUUGUCAUGGACACCUCGCAGUUUUGGUUCCGCCCACACAUCAACAGAGUUCAGGCUGAGGCCAUAGUGAUAGAUAAGGAGCCGGGGACCUUCGUGGUGAGAGACAGCACGUCCUUCAGAGGCUCCUUCGGGCUGGCUAUGAAGGUGGACCAGGCGCCCGUCAACAUAUCCCCUACUGGCCAACCAGCGGAGGGCAGCUCAGAUCUCGUGAGGCACUUCCUCAUUGAAUCGUCGGCCAGGGGCGUCCGUAUCAAGGGCUCCUCACAUGAACCGUACUUUGGUAGUCUGUCUGCCCUGGUCUUCCAACACACCGUCACUCCGUAUGCCCUACCCUGCAAACUUCUGCUCCAGUCACAUGAUCUGAACAAAGGACAGGAGGAAACAAAUGACAGGUCAGCACCAGAAGACAAGACCAAGACGGCUUGCAAUUUCCUCUACCUGAGUGCUAUCCCCACUGAGACGUUGACAGGGCCGUGUGCUGUACAAAAGGCUGUGUCCUCCACCUUCACGAUGGACCUGAGCACCAUCACAACCACCAUAGUCAACCUAAAGGUGUCGCCCAAAGGUGUCACCUUGACAGACAUCCAGAGAAAACUUUUCUUCAGACGUCAUUACCCUGCACACAUGCUCAGCUACAGUGGUGAAGAUCCAGACAAGAGACUGUGGUACAGGAGUUCCAAACCAGCAAGGAUAUUUGGUAUAGUGGCAAAGGGCACUGAAGCGGGUAGGGAGAAUGUGUGCCACGUCUUCGCAGAAUACGACCCUCUUCAGCCCUGUAAUCCGACCAUUGAGUUGACACAGGGCAUAAUUUUCAAACCAUAACCUCAAUCUGUCCAGUAUGGGAAGGUGAGAUAAGACAAUAUCACCCUACUGAAUGUUGGAAGCUCUUUACAUCACUACGGUCUACGAGGGCGCCCAGAGCCAGACCUGACACACAUACUCUGAUGUGUCAAUUCUCGGUCUGUGUAUGCAGGCAGGGG
Oncorhynchus masou masou (cherry salmon) is the source of this 2091-nucleotide messenger RNA. RefSeq names its product tensin-4-like. Lineage: Eukaryota; Metazoa; Chordata; Actinopteri; Salmoniformes; Salmonidae. Gene Ontology annotation, molecular function: protein binding. The transcript is spliced from 13 exons. Bases 131 to 1933 code for a protein of 600 amino acids. Gene Ontology annotation, cellular component: focal adhesion. The record is from RefSeq and is a predicted model, not a curated record.